This is a messenger RNA of Cladophialophora yegresii CBS 114405, 3498 nucleotides long. RefSeq lists its product as uncharacterized. The record is from RefSeq and is a predicted model, not a curated record. NCBI's taxonomy places the organism in Eukaryota, Fungi, Ascomycota, Eurotiomycetes, Chaetothyriales, Herpotrichiellaceae. Gene Ontology annotation, molecular function: ATP binding; ATP-dependent chromatin remodeler activity; zinc ion binding. The transcript has a single exon. The coding region runs from base 1 to 3498 and encodes 1165 amino acids.
AUGGACGUGGACGUGCGGCCCAGAAAAAAGAGACGUUUCUUCGUCGACGACCCAGAGGAUGUCGCCGAACAACCGCAACCCUCGUCUUCGGUGAAUGCCUCGAGUCGACCAAACUCCGCCACCUCUUCGACCGACCGUGAGCCCAAGUCCAGCCAGACAGAUCACGUUGACCUUGGGAACUCUGGUAACAAUGCGGCGGCAUCUACGUUUGAUUCUGACACAUUCCGCACCUUUGUCGGAGAGAAUGUCCCUCAGGAUGUGGUGGACAAAGUGCAGUCUGCCGCCAACGGUAAUAUUGAGCGAGCAAUCAAUAUGUACUUUGACGGCUCAUGGAAGAAUAUCACAACACCAGCGCCGGACUUACCGCUUCCUUCAAGAGGAGUAGACUCAUGGUUGGGCUCUUCUGCUGCUCCAGCCAAUGCCCCUUCGGUGCCCAAGCAACGAAAGAAGAGCCAGGGCGAGGCUCUCCCGCAGGCGAUACGGUUGGAGACUAUGCCGGAAGAGCGAUACGUGGGGUCAUUUGGUGUGGGCGCAUGGAUGACCAAGAGCGGUACAGCCUUGUUGGGCCACGGAGAGGCAAUACGAAUAGAACGGUCCAAAAUCAGCCCGAAGACAAAGAUUGGGCGAGGUGGGAAGCUGGUACCGGUCGUGGGCAGGAACCAGAAGGCGGACGUCAUCACGCGUUUUACGAAUUCCAAAGGCGAAGAACUAGGCCGCCUACCUGAAGAGACGGCCUCUUGGGUAUCGCCAUUGCUGGAUCAAAAGAUAUGCCGUUUCGACGGAACGUGCGUGUUUGCGCCGGAUCGUGUCCGGGUCAACGAUACAAUCUACCUCCAGCUUCAUGCUUAUCUGCUCAAGACUGCUUUCGAAGCCAACGCUUUCGUCAAACCCAAAGAUGACAACAGAGCCACGGGUUUCUUUCUGGAGAAGGAGAGUACAGAGGAGAAGGACCUUCGACUACGACAAGUCGCGCUCGUCAAGCUGUUCGACGAGGUGAACCUCAGUCCCACAACCACGAACGAAACAGUGGCGAAGCACAAGAAGCAAGGAUUGUUGAAAGCCGCCGAAAUGGCGGAGCAAUACGACAAAGACAAAGAGGCCAAGGGCAAGUCCGGCACUACGACACCAGGCUCUGAAGAUGAGGAAGGAGAGGAACUGGAGGAGGAUCAGCUUGACACGUUGUACCGCAAAGCACAGUCGUUCGACUUCAACACUCCAGAAGCUGAGCCUGCCGCAACCUUCCAACUCGACUUGCGAAAGUACCAGAAACAGGCGUUGCAUUGGAUGCUUGCCAAAGAACGGGACGAGAAGUCCGACAAACAAUUGUCAAUGCAUCCCCUAUGGGAAGAGUACACGUGGCCCGCCAAAGAUGCAGACGACAAGCCAGUGCCUGUUGUGGAAGGCCAGGACAAAUUCUACGUGAACCUCUAUUCCGGAGAGAUUAGUCUGGACUUCCCAGUCCAAGAACAGAAUUGCUUGGGAGGAAUCCUGGCAGACGAAAUGGGCCUAGGCAAGACAAUCGAGAUAUACAGCCUGAUCCAUUCGAACCGGUCCCAGGUUGAUCUGGAUGCCAUGGACAAGACACUGACCUCCGUCAACAACCUGCCUCGACUGCCCCAGUCGUCGAUUUAUGUUGAGCCAGCGCCAUGCACAACCCUGGUAGUGGCACCGAUGUCACUGUUGUCACAAUGGGAAAGCGAGGCUGUCAAGUCUUCGAAGCCAGGCACGUUGAGGACCAUGGUUUAUUAUGGCAGCGAGAAGUCUGUCAAUCUGCAGAUCCUGUGCUCUGCUUCGAAUGCUGGUUCUGCCCCGAAUGUCAUCAUCACGAGUUAUGGCACCGUCUUAUCAGAGUUCAACCAAGUGUCUGCCGCUGGUGGCGACAGGGCAACUCAUGGCGGCCUGUUCUCCGUGGACUUCCACCGAGUUAUUCUCGACGAAGCGCACACCAUCAAGAACAGGCAGGCAAAGACAUCAAAGGCUUGCUAUGAGCUCCGAGCGAGGCACAGAUGGGUCCUCACCGGGACGCCCAUUGUUAAUCGUCUGGAAGAUCUCUUCAGCCUGGUACGGUUCCUCAAAGUCGAGCCAUGGAGUAACUUUUCUUUCUGGAAAACGUUCAUCACGGUGCCAUUUGAGUCGAAAGAAAUCGCAAGGGCACUCAACGUCGUGCAAACGGUACUGGAACCUCUGGUGCUCCGCAGAACCAAAGACAUGAAGACGCCCGAAGGCGAAGCCCUCGUGCCGCUGCCUCCCAAAACAAUCAUUGUCGAAGAAGUCGAGUUGUCAAAAACAGAGCGCGAAGUGUAUGACCUGAUCUUCACCCGGGCCAAACGGGCUUUCAACGAGUCGGUCGCAGCUGGCACUCUCUUGAAGUCCUACACCACAAUCUUUGCUCAGAUCCUUCGCUUGCGGCAGUCCUGUUGCCAUCCUGUAUUGACUCGCAACAAGGACAUCGUGGCCGACGAAGAAGACGCCGCUGUCGCCGCGGCCGCCGACGAGAAUGGCUUUGCCGACGACAUGGAUCUCCAAGACCUCAUCGCCCGGUUCACCAAAGACACUGAUCUUGCCGACAAGGAGAAUCCGGCAUCGAAAGAUCCGAUCAACACAUUCACCACCAAUGCUCUGCGCCAAAUCCAGGACGAAUCAAGCGGCGAGUGUCCGCUCUGCUUUGAAGAGCCCAUGAACGACCCUGCCGUCACCACCUGCUGGCACAGUGCAUGCAAAGACUGCCUAGAAAAGUACAUUGCACACCAGCUGGACAAAGGAGAGAAUCCUCGUUGCUUCUCCUGCAGAGAGGAGAUCAACCCUCGAGACGUCUUCGAGGUUGUUAAGCACAGCACUCGAUCGGCAUCUUUUGACGAAGACCAAGACAUGUAUGGGGCGGAUGAAGCUGCAAUUGUAAAGCCGGCCAAGAUCUCGUUGCGCCGGAUCCAUCCUUACUCACCUUCUGCGUCGACUUCGGCCAAGAUAGCGGCCUUGCUAAGCCACUUGUCCGCGUUGCCUAGGGGCACGAAAUCGGUGGUUUUCUCCCAGUUCACGUCUUUCCUCGACCUGAUCGCUCCCCAACUCACCAAGCAUGGCUUCGCGUAUCUGCGCUUCGACGGCACGAUGUCGCAGAAAGUCCGAGCGCAAGUGAUUCGCGCGUUUAAUGCAGAGAACGCAUCAGACCCGAAGGCGCCGCGCAUCUUGCUCCUUUCGCUGCGAGCAGGCGGUGUCGGGCUCAAUCUCACGGCCGCGAAUCGGUGCUACAUGAUGGAUCCGUGGUGGAGUUUCGCCGUGGAAGCACAGGCGAUCGAUCGCGUGCAUCGGAUGGGUCAGACGCAGAAAGUCGAGGUGGUGAGGUUCGUGACGAAGGAGAGCAUCGAAGGCAGGAUGUUGAGGGUGCAGGAAAGGAAGAUGGCCGUGGCGGGGAGUUUGGGGGUCGGGCACUCCGGGGCGGGUGAAGGCGAGGAGGAGAGGAGGAAGAAAAGGAUCGAGGAGUUGGAAAUGUUGCUGGGUUAG